AUGACCGGAGCAAGGGCCGGCUCGGAGCCGAUCCCAGCAAGUGGAGAAUUUGUCGACCCCACCCCAGCGGCUCCAGCUCCGGCGAGCGCCCCAGCCACGGAACGCGAUCACAACGAGGAGUCGCAGAGGCCACACGAGAAUGGAGAAGCCGCGGAGAUUCCUUCAAAAACUCAAUUUGUGCAGGUUGAUGGUUCCGUCGGUGGGACCGGAUACGACGAGACCUCGGUAGACGUCAUAACCGUGCCAUGUCCUGGCGCUGAUCCACUAGAAACCUGGUCCCGCGAUGCUUUGGUGGAGAAUUAUUUUGGUGCCCCCUCGAUGAGGAGUUCUCAGCGUAACUCCGAUAUGCGCGAUAGCCAGAGGACCACUCCACAUCGCGGAUCUAACUAUCUGAGUAUGCCGGACAUCUCAUCCAGCAUCCAGAGCCUCCUUCACUUAUCACAGCCUCUUCCCAGAUCCAUAACCAAUGAACUCCGCGUUGGUCACACUUUGCUUCUCCAUAUUGAUGAGGAAUUUCGCGUCUUGGCGAGUGACCUUCAGGUGUGGACAUUUUACGAGACGAUCGAGUCUCGAAUCUCUGGCCAGGCCGAGUCUCGUCCCGGCGAAGUCUACUUUACCACUUCCAUCACCUCUGUCAAGUCCGCCAUCCUCGGAAUACGCCAGGAGACUAUUUACCCGCUGCAGAGCGAUCAUGCCAACUGUGCGUCGUUUGGCAAAAACAAUGCCCAAACGAUGAAGCUGUUCCUUAAGGCCCUGGCAAAAUGCAUCACAAGCGCGGACGAAAAUAGCGGGGGCAAAAAUCACACGCCUAUGAAUCUAGAGCAAAAGGUCCCUAUUGAGGUGCAUGGCUUCUACGAGGAUCCCGUUGCCGUCACCAACAUAGAGACGCUGACGACGAUCCGGGCCUGGUCCACCAGGGUAGCGCUCAAAGACUUUUUCGACAAGGGUCCGGUGGAGUGUAUAAAUGACCGUCUUAAUGAAGUGAAUGACGGCCCUACCGACGAGCAGUACAUGGCAGCGCGUCGACGCACCACCAGACUGCAGGAAAGGGAUUUGCCCUCUCCUCCCGCUCUCGAGCUUGGCGAGAAUUUGCUUGGGAUCGGUGAAACCCUCCAUGAUGGGCGAAGUGCAAACUCGGAGACUGCACUACUAUCUAAGCCAUCCCCCAUGUCCGAAACUAGUCCUAUAGGCAGCCCGAAUCUUGCUGCGGCGAAUGGUGAUGAACGUGGCAGGUCAGAGCAGAUCCCCGAACCCGAGGCGGUACGAAGCCGGUCAACUAGUGGAACGCGCACUUCGCGCGCAAAAGGGGUCGAUAUCGAGUCCCCUAGGUCUAGGAGGAGGGUGGCGCUCACACGGAGGUUUACAGACCAGUUUAAUGCCAAGUGGACCGGGCCGCUGGAGAGGACCUUCUUCCAAGGGUCCCCAUUUGGCCCUAGCCCUUUGAUUCCGGCCACCGAUCCUCUGAUUCCCGUCUUUGCAAAGCCGGACGAGAAGAACAGACGGUUCAUCUGGACACACUUGCCGUUCACUAACCCGGCGUGGGUAAAGAAAGUGUUUGAGACCCUGCAGGUUAAGGAAGGAAAGGACUUUACGGAGUUGUUUAAUCACGGCCAAUGGUACUCGAAGCAUACCCGAGGACGGCAUUCUCAGCACUACGCUUUCUUUGUUCGACCAGCCUGCAAUCUGAUUCCACCAGCCCCAAGUUACGACCCGCCUGUCAACUGUAGACGGACACUAGAUCAGUAUGGAUACCCUUCGCUCCAUGACACUCGGCCACGGGACGACGACCAAAUGCUUUACAAAAUGACCAAGGAACGCAUAUCGCUCUCGGAGCUUGUGGGGCCAGACACGUAUGAGAAUCCGAAUGAAGUCAAGGACUCUAAGUCAACACGGGGAUCGCGAAGGGAAACAAGCUCCCUUCAUGCUACUACAUUGGAGGACGAUUGUGAGAGCAGUGACGAGGAGCUGUCCGCAGAGGUGGAGGCAGAUGUGCUGAACGGAAACGUGCUUAUGGUGGACCAGCUGUGGAUGUGGGUUAUAGGACCAAACUCCCUCGUAACAUUCUUUUCUCGGCGCGAAAGCGACCCUGCGGAGGGCCCACUUUAUCAACAGGCAGAUCUCCGUGAUAGCAUCUUCAACGAUGUGAACUCGGACGUCACCCGGCAGUGUGAGUCCGCUCUCGAUAUGGCUGCGCUUAUUGCCCUCCACGCUGUAACCGUGCUCCUUGACCGGGCCUCUCACCCCGAUCUUGAAGUGUUUCGAAUCUUUGAGGAGGCGAUCAGUAUAUUGACGGAAAAGAUGACAUCAUCCUUGAAGGACUUUAGGACACAGGGUCUCCGCGAUAAGUCUCUUGAUGAAGAGCCAGUUGAGAACAAACCGCGCUCGAUACGCGCCCGACAUCAAGAAGAGGGCGAGCGCGUUUUGCACGAGAACAGAGACUCUACAUCGGCACUCUUGGAGCUUCGCGAUAUUGAAGACGAGUUGUCCACCUUGUACUCCCUCUUCGACAAGCAAGAGAAGAUGAUUGGGGCGAUGCGGAACGUUUACCGCCGUAUCGACGCCCCCGCGACGGGCGUGUCAUUCUUGACCGAGGCUCUCGGCAGGCUCUCCGAGUACAAGCAGCGGACGGCGGAGAUGAUCAAACGGGUGCGGGCUACACGCGAUGAUUACGAUAAGCUCCUGCAAAUGGUGCAGCGGCAGGCUCAGGUCGACGAGGUCCGGCUCCAACGCCUACAGACAGAUGUGGCCAGCGCGCAGAGCCGCAGCGUCAUGAUCUUCACCGUCUUCACCGUCAUCUUCCUCCCGCUCAGCUUCUUCACCUCGCUCUUUGGCAUGAAUACACAAGAAUGGGGCGGCGAGAACUUCCCCAGCCUAUCGACGAUUGGGUUCAUCGCCAUCCCUUCGUCCGCAUUCCUCAUCGCCUUUGCUCUUGUGACGGCCUGGAGCACGCGCAUGCGGCGCUUCUUCGUUUUUGUCGGCGAAUGUGGCGCUGUUGUCCGGGCUCGCGUGGUCGAGGUGCUCGACACGAGCCUCUUGCUGGCGCCCUUCCGCCGCUGGGAGGAUGCGCGCCGCAAGGCGAUGCGGGAGGAGGCGGCCCGUAAGAAGAAGAAGGCGGCCGCAGCGAUCAAGGAGCGGCGCAGGCUAGCCAAGGAGCUUAGCGCGGACUCGCAAGACUUUUGGGAAAGGCACCGGCUAGAGAGGGAGCACGCGUACAGGAUUCCCGUAGCGAACCGUAAAAGCGUGACCAAGGAGAGGGCGCUGGCCAGGGCCAAGGCGGAGAGGAAGGGGAGGGUCAAGAAGGAGGAGUAG
Molecule: messenger RNA, 3309 nt
Organism: Parascedosporium putredinis
Lineage: Eukaryota; Fungi; Ascomycota; Sordariomycetes; Microascales; Microascaceae
Source: the annotation of a GenBank genome assembly